Molecule: messenger RNA, 324 nt
Organism: Capsella rubella
Lineage: Eukaryota; Viridiplantae; Streptophyta; Magnoliopsida; Brassicales; Brassicaceae
Exons: 2
Coding region: 1-324 (107 amino acids)
Source: RefSeq, a predicted model, not a curated record
AUGGAUAGUAGAAAGGUUGACUAUGAUACUUUGAAGAAGGCUGAUACACUUGCCAGGCAGACUAGGAUUCUCAUGGAUCAAGUCAUACUUGAUGGUAUUAUGAAAGAACUGGAACGGGACAAAGCCUAUGAGAAGGAUCUGAGGAAGAUGCAAGAACACAACAUCAGAAACUACAAUCGGAAGCCGAUUUCAGAUCUAAAUUUGGAGGAUUUACUUGUUUUUAAGAAAAAUCUGGAGAAUCUCCAAGUUGAUUUAAAGAGGAAACGCGCCGAGUUGGAGGCUUCGUCGUCUACGCUUCCAAAGAAUAAAAAUAAUAAGAAUUAA